This is a messenger RNA of Aspergillus ibericus CBS 121593, 2724 nucleotides long. RefSeq names its product putative C2H2 finger domain protein. Lineage: Eukaryota; Fungi; Ascomycota; Eurotiomycetes; Eurotiales; Aspergillaceae. The transcript is spliced from 6 exons. Gene Ontology annotation, biological process: regulation of transcription by RNA polymerase II. The coding region runs from base 1 to 2724 and encodes 907 amino acids. Gene Ontology annotation, cellular component: nucleus. The record is from RefSeq and is a predicted model, not a curated record.
AUGAGUGGUACAUCCGAUCCCAGCAAGCACUGGGAUAAUUCCAGUGAUAUCCUCCAAGGCAUCAUGGGUUCCCGGGCAAUGCCCCCUUCUUCGCACCUGGACCUCUCAUCGGACGGGCUGUCGCCGUCCGAUCUUACCCUGGGCGACCCAGCAUCCUUCCUGGGCUUCCAGUUUGCGUCCGAUCAAGCCAUCCCUCAACCCACUCAUUCAUCCAUCCUCCACCCAUGGCCACUGUACCACAAACCAUCACCAUCACCGCUCCCUCAACUAUUCGAUACGUCCGCCUACCCUCCCCUGACGCGAUGGAGAAAUGAGCCAGACGCCUGGAACCCCCUUCAAACGUCAAGGCCAAUGAACCCCGCUGCAUUCGUCAUCCCACGGACUCACCAAGUCUACGGCUUCGAUCGCCGGUCUUCGAGUGGCCAUCACAGUACGCCCUCGGAGGCUGACAGCCAGUACACCAGUCUCCAUCUAUCUGAUUCAGGAUAUAGUACGCAGGGGUGCACCACGCGCUCUGUGGCUGCCUCGUAUGCACUCGAUUCAGCCUGCAGCCCGUUUCUGGCACCCCUGGAGCAUGAGCAGGAUGAUCGAGUCUCCGCAUUGGACCUCAACUCGGCACCGUAUGGCGACGCCAUUGAUCCUCUAGACAGGAUAGAUUCCCCGUCCCUGCUGUGCCAGGACGUGAUCAAGUGCGACUAUCCCGGCUGCCAAUGGACCGGAAAGUGUCCUUCUGACAAGAGAAAACACGAAGCGAGACACAAAAAACUGUUCAAAUGCGACGAGCCCAACUGCGCCCGCAAGGAAGGGUUUGGUACUAUCAACGACCUCGCUCGCCACAAGAAGUGCGUCCAUAAACAGGAGCCGGAGCGGGGGCCGAAAGUUCUUUACAUGUGCUUCGGGCAUAACUGCCCGCGGAGGAAUAAGAAAUGGCCCCGAUUGGAUAACUUUCGCCAACACCUGGCUCGGAUGCACAAUGAUGAGGAUGUAGAUGAGCUGUUGAGAAAAUCGCAUGAGUGGUAUGAAACGUGCGUGAAACCGCAGGAGCUGGGGCCCUCCUUCCUUGAUUCCCUGUCGGACGAAGCAUCGACCCUACCAGCUGAGCCAGCUGCUCAGCCAAAUGGGAUCACGGAGGAUCUUGGCCCAAACCCUUCGGCCUCCUUUCCGGCGGCGUUUCCUUCUUCGGAGACCCCCACACCAGACACUGUCAUGAAAAUGAACGACGAGUACAAGGACCCCGCCUUCGACCAUGCAUCGGUGCAACCGCCACUUGCAAAGCCACACCCCAGUGAGCUGCCCGCCCUGAGGGCCCUCAACCUGGACUCUUCGUUGGACCAGAAAGUUCGCCUUCCCACCCAGCUGGACACCGCCAAGAGUGGGAAGAUGGACGACAUGGUGAACGAAGCGGCGCUCAACAUGAUCAAUGCCAUGACCAAGGCCAUGAACACCAAUGAGCGACGGCGAAGCCAGCAAUCGGAUGUGGGGGAGGAGAUGGUGGAUCAAAAUGGGGAGCUGUCGGACCGAAAGCGCGAUAUGCUGCAGAGGAUCUUGUCUGCCGCCCUGGAUCGGCUUUCUGGACAGCCUGGCGCCAACCACACUGCCCCCCAAGACAUCUUAGGUGACGACAGUGAAAAGAAAGGCUGGAUUCAGUGCGAGUUCUGCACGAAGCGGACGCGCCUGCGGUGCGAGAUGAAGAAGCAUAAGAAGCGCCACGAACGGCCGUAUGGGUGCACGUUUGCCAAGUGUAACAAGACAUUUGGUAGCAAGGCUGACUGGAAGCGACACGAGAACUCCCAGCACUUCCACGCGCAGUGCUGGCGCUGCACCCUGUCGGAUGCCACCCAAGAAGAUCUCCCGUGCGCCCGAUUAUUUUAUCGUCAGGAGAUAUACGUCCAACACUUGAAGAAGCACCAUGACGUCGAUGAGGACGAGGAGGUCCGGGCGGCCCUAUGCAAGAACCGCAUCAACCGCGAUGGGGACCCGCGGCCCUCACACUACUGGUGCGGCUUUUGUCGGGUCCUGCUUCCCCUGAAAACCCAGGGAGUCGGCGCCUGGAAUGAACGCUACAACCACAUCGAUGUUGAACACUUCAAAAAGGGCGAGCGCGUGGAAGACUGGCUGCUCCCGUCUGGGCACCUGACCAAAAGUCAGGAGCGUGAAGAACUGAAGAAACAAAGGACGGAUGGGAAUGGGUACGAGAGCGAGCCUGCCAUGGACGAGAACAGUGAUGAUGAGUCGGUGAACAGCGACUAUGCUGUCGACCAGGAGCCACUGCUUGACGAUACGAUGGCGAUUGACGAGGAGCCCACGCCCGAUCUAUCGUCGGAAUUGGGCGGCGACUCGCUUCCCCAUAAUCGGUCCAUGACAUAUCCUUUCCCCGGCGCAUCGAACCUGCGAAAGCGGAAGCUCCCAUCGCAGUCCACCGUUGGCCCUUACCGAAGUAACGAGCCAGGCGUUCCCCGUCUGGUGAAAAGGUCGAAGGCCGAUUCGGACCAUGUGCCGGGGGCAUCAUUGGGAUCGUUCUACACUGGCGCCGACCGCAUGUUGUCGGAGCCGAGUCGACUGUCUCCCGAGCUAGACUCGGCUUUCUGCUGCCAGUGCAAGCAAGGGCCAUUUGCCUUGGCGUAUACCCACCAAUGUCCGUGUUGUCACCAUGGGUUGUGUGACGGGUGCGAGGGCCGGAAUGCAUCUACCAGCGAUGCAUAUAUGGUUGGGGAGCCAUCAUGA